AUGGUUCUGGCUGUACGAAUCAGUGUAGUGAUCGUCACUGUCUGCAGAAUUCAACAUGCGACACAAAGACUGGGAAAUGUGUGGGAGGUUGUCUUCCAGGAUGGAAAUACACAGACUGUUCACAAGCUUACUUGUAGAGGAGGACUGACUUACGGUGAAAAUUGUGGCAAGCGAUGUGCAGUUCGUCACUGUCUGAAUAACUCGACAUGCGACGCUAACACUGGAUUGUGUGAAGGAGGUUGUCAGCCGGGCUGGAGAGACGUCGAUUGUUCAAAAAAAUGUCCGGAAGGACUAACCUAUGGUUCUGGCUGUACGAAUCAGUGUAGUGAUCGUCACUGUCUGCAGAAUUCAACAUGCGACACAAAGACUGGGAAAUGUGUGGGAGGUUGUCUCCCAGGAUGGAGAGAACCAAGCUGUUCACACGCAUGUGAUGACAGAUAUGGCGUGAACUGCAGUUUUCACUGUAGUAAGAGACAUUGUAAGGACGACAUUUCGCCGUGUGAUUCCCAGACUGGAGAGUGUAUUGGGGGAUCAUGCGUGAGUGGUGUAAAGUACGGUCGCAACUGUACCAAGUCAUGUGAUGCCCGUCACUGUGCUCGUAGUGGCCGGUACAGAUCUACGUGUCCUGCAGCUACUGGAAAAUGUUAUUGGGGAUGUGACCUAGGAUGGAAGAGAGAUGACUGUACACAAGAAUGUCAGGAAGGACUAACCUAUGGUUCUGGCUGUACGAAUCAGUGUAGUGAUCGUCACUGUCUGCAGAAUUCAACAUGCAACACAAAGACUGGGAAAUGUGUGGGAGGUUGUCUUACAGGCUGGAGAGAACCAAGCUGUUCACAAGCAUGUGAGCGAGGUGUAAAGUACGGCGCUAACUGUACCAAGUCGUGUGCUGAACGUCACUGUGUUCCUUAUGGCUCGUACACAGCCCCGUGUCCAGCAGUUACUGGAAACUGUGAUAGGGGAUGUUACCCAGGAUGGAAGGGAGAUGACUGUACACAAGAAUGUCAGGAAGGACUGACCUACGGUGCUGGCUGUACGAAUCAGUGUAGUGAUCGUCACUGUCUGCAAAAUUCAACAUGUGACACAAAGACUGGGAAAUGUGUGGGAGGUUGUCUUCCAGGAUGGAAAUACACAGACUGUUCACAAGCUUGUUAUUCUGAUCGCUUUGGACCUAGCUGUUCACUACGGUGUUCAUCUCGACAUUGUAAGAGUGGCUCAACUGCAACAUGUAAUCCAGUAAAUGGAUCAUGUGACAGUGGUUGUCAAUCUGGUUGGCAAGGCAUCGACUGCACAGCUUGUAGAGCGGGACUGACUUACGGUAAUAAUUGUGACAAGCGAUGUGCAGGUCGUCAAUGUCUGAAUAACUCGACAUGCGACGCUAACACAGGAUUGUGUGAAGGCGGUUGUCAGCCGGGUUGGAGAGACGUCGAUUGUUCAAAAAAAUGUUCAGUUGGCAAAUAUGGCAAGGGAUGCCUUCAAGAAUGUAUAGAUAGGCAUUGUUAUGGUGGACAACGGUGUGAUCUAGUAACAGGACAGUGUGUGGAUGGGUGUAUUGCUGGAUGGAAAGGAGUGUCCUGCAACGAACGUAAAACUACUGGUCUCACGACAGAAUGUUCAUUUGGCAAAUAUGGCGAGGGAUGCCUUCAAGAAUGCAUAGAUAGGCACUGUUAUGGCCGUCAACGGUGUGAUCCAGUAACAGGACAGUGUGUGGAUGGGUGUAUUGCUGGAUGGCAAGGAGUGUCCUGCAACGAAGUUAAAACUACUGAUCUCACGACAGAAUGUUCGUUUGGCAAAUAUGGCGAGGGAUGCCUUCAAGAAUGUAUAGAUAGGCACUGUUAUGGUGGACAACGGUGUGAUCCAGUAACAGGACAGUGUGUGGAUGGGUGUAUUGCUGGAUGGCAAGGAGUGUCCUGCAACGAAGUUAAAACUAAUGAUCUCACGACAGUGCCUCCACAAAAAGACAGCGAUUCGACAAUAGUUGUUUUUUCAACAGUUAAUGGAGUACUCUUCCUAUUUUUGAUUAUACAGUUUAUCAUGAUUAUCAGGUUGCUUUUGAGAAGAUCACGCGGAUCGAAUAAACCGAACAAUUCUCAAAACCUGCUCAGAAUGAUGAGCUUGCCUAACUCCGUCUAUGAAGCUGGUGAUGGUGAAACUAAUGUUGGUUCUUCGCAAGAAAAUCUUACUCACACUCGUACACAAAGUGGUGGGACCAGUGAGUCACAACAUGAUUACGUAAACUCAUCACAUCAGGUAGCAAGCAGCGAGGAGAACGUCAAUCAUUAUGACAGGCUGGAUGUUGAUGUUAUUGGCGAAGGAUCUCCGUACAGUAAGUUAGAAGUCUAAGAUACACCAUGUAACCAUGUUUAAAAAGGUAUAGUCAAAUACCAACAGCUGGAAUGUCACAAGAACACUAAACAUUUUGAACAGGUUGACUGUACUGACCUAACACCUUGGAUUGUACAUACUGUUUUAAAUCAUCUGCGAUAUAGCCUGUUAUUUGUAGAUAUAUUGUUAAAGUAUUUUCUUUCUUUUUUAUCUUGGCUGUUGUUGUUGGCAUUGGUGGUGGUGGUGGUGGUAUUUUGUUGUUGUUGUUAUUAUUAUUUUAUUGUAAACAUUAAAUAUGAACUUACUGGCAGUUAAUAAAUGCACACCAUUUGUGACGUACUUUAAUGGAUCUGGACAUGUCAGAUUAAUCUCCAAUUUUCUGAGUAUUUUCUGAAAUACAAAGAAUUUCUUGUAAGAAUUAGUCGACUCGUAAACAGACAGGAAUCCAAGAUACCGCCAGCUAGUUACGUAUUUCACAGAGUAUGGCCUCAUGGUGCAGUUUUGUAAUUUGAGUCCCUAAGUUGAAUGGAGUUAAAGGUAUGGAGACCAAUUCACCCUACAGCGAACGAUGUACAUACUGUUUUAAAUCAUCUGCGAUAUAGCCUGUUAUUUGUACAUAUAAUUAUUGUUAAAGUAUUUUCUUUCUUUUUUAUCUUGGCUGUUGUUGUUGGUGUCAUUGGUGGUGGUGGUGGUGGUCUUUUGUUGUUGUUGUUAUUAUUAUUUUAUUGUAAACAUUAAAUAUUAACUUACUCGCAGUUAAUAAAUGCACACCAUAUGUGACGUACUUUAAUGGAUCUGGACCUGUCAAAUUAAUCACCAAUUUUCUGAGUAUUUUCUGAAAUACAAAGAAUUUCUUGUAAGAAUUAGUCGACUCAUAAACAGACAUGAGAUCCAAGAUACCGCCAGCUAGUUGAGUAUUUCACAGAGUAUAGCCUCAUGGUGCGGUUUUGUAAUUCGAGUCCCUAAGUUGAAUGGAGUUAAAGGUAUGGAGACCAAUUCACCCUACAGCGAACGAUGCUUACGUCCUUGUAUGAUACACGACAAUACUGGGUUUCUGACUGUUUACUCCAAACAAAAUUAUUAACAGUGUUCCGCUGAAUAUAGUUUGUCAGAUAUUUAUCUGUUUAUCUGUCUAUCUCCCCGUUUGUCUGUCUGCCAGUUUGUUUCCAUGUAAUGUUAGUGUACUCUCUGCCAUGAUUAAUAUCACUCUCCAUGUUGGGAGAUAUUGUUUUAUAUACAUUGCCUGUUGCGUUUUAAUGUACACACAUUUUAAUAAAUGCAGUUUAAUAAAA
Messenger RNA from Gigantopelta aegis, 3614 nucleotides. RefSeq names its product multiple epidermal growth factor-like domains protein 10. The record is from RefSeq and is a predicted model, not a curated record. Lineage: Eukaryota; Metazoa; Mollusca; Gastropoda; Neomphalida; Peltospiridae. The transcript has 16 exons. Gene Ontology annotation, molecular function: scavenger receptor activity. Bases 1 to 2340 code for a protein of 779 amino acids.